Molecule: messenger RNA, 1848 nt
Organism: Syngnathus acus (greater pipefish)
Lineage: Eukaryota; Metazoa; Chordata; Actinopteri; Syngnathiformes; Syngnathidae
Exons: 10
Coding region: 679-1206 (175 amino acids)
Biological process (GO): positive regulation of apoptotic process; mitochondrial outer membrane permeabilization
Cellular component (GO): nucleus; mitochondrial envelope; mitochondrial outer membrane
Source: RefSeq, a predicted model, not a curated record
CUCCGCUGACACCUGUUCCCACGCAAACUGGAUCGAGGGCGGAUAGACAGAGCGAUGAGACAUUAUAUGGAGGUGUGGCAACCACAGCCAAUGACGGCGAUGGCAUCUAGAUGACUCACUUGGCGAACGCCGUUUGGCAAGCACCUAACAUGGGUUCACCUCAGGUUGCCAAGCGAGUCUGUCGUACCUCCUCAACCGAGUGGGCGUCUUCACUGUGCAUGCACGCUGCGGGGGGACUUGCCGCCAUCGCUUCGCUUGUAGUACCAUCCUCUCUGCAUCCAGCAGGCCGAAGCCGUACAGGUUGGCUCGCAUGUGUGUCUCCAAGAGGUAACCAGACUGGACUGGUCCUUCAGGAGGACGAAGCAGGUGUCAGAUGGCUGGUUCAACAUGGACGACAGAAAACCAUCAACGUUGCAUCGAGCCACUGAUCAAAUCCCCGGAGGAUUGGAGGUCAUUGAAAUGGAAGAUGAAGAACAAAACUCUCAACGACAACAACGAGGAGGAGAAAGAGGACGAGGCAUAUGAAACGGAACGGCCUCAACAUGAAUAAAUAAUCCCUUGAGGAUCCAUCAUCCAGUCAUCUAAGGCGCGAAGCUGCCGCGGGGGAAUCAGUCGUUCCUCAGCAUCUCUCGUAGCCCUCAUCCAGGAAGCCCCCCCGCGUCCCAGCGAAAGACAAGCAUGUCCGGCCAGCAAACACCAGAGGACGGCCUCUACGGCUCCUGGGUGGAACUGGAGGAGUUGAUUGCCACCGUAAGGGAGAGUCCGACGGAGGACAAUAUCUCGUCUGCCCUGCAAGGGGAGCUGGAGAGGAUCCUGCUGGAGGCGCAGCUGGAAUGCGAGAGGAAUCGAGACAGUCCCCUGCAGAUUGGGACCCCGCAUUCGACCGACUCCCCCAGACCCCCAAGUGAUCCCGACAGUGACUGCAUCACCAUACAGGAAGAGAAUGACAGGAGAGUGGACACUGAUUGGGUGUGGGACUGGUCCAGCAGGCCUGAGAACAUGCCACCCAAAGAUUUCGUCUUUCAGCACCCAAAGCAGCACUCGCUCAGCGCUCACAAGACAGAGGUGAUGAAGAAGAGAGGCAUCUUCUCAUCCGACGUGCUCUUCGUUCUCAUCCCCUCGCUGCUGGCCUCGCAUCUUCUCACACUGGGCAUCGGAAUCUAUAUCGGAAAACGUUUGGCCACUUCCACAACUAGCACGCUGUGACAUUAGCUUCAUGCUAACCUAGCCCCUUCCCCCAGUAAGGUCGCAACCAUAGUACCUCGCCUGUUUGCGUUUGUCUUGAUUAAUGUGUGUGUGUGUGUGUGUGUACGUGUGUGCAUGUGUGUAGCCAUGUUGUUAAGGCCCUUAAGGGUGGGUUGGUGUUGGGAUGGGGGGAGAGGGGAGGUGGGGGGGCCUGGCAAUGAGUCACGCUGAGGUCACUCUAGUCUCUAAAGACUAAUCAGAGAGAAGACCAGAUGAUACAAGGGGAAAAAAGAACACACACAAAAAAGAGGACACCAUGUGUGUGUAUAAUAUAUGCUAGCCCUUCGGACAACCUUGAAGGUAAAAACGAAAAUCUGUCAUUUGUCACGAGUAAUGACAGCUAAAAUCUAUUUUUUUCCUUGUUCUGUAUUUAAAGCAGACAUGUAGUUUUCAGGAGUCAAUGUAGGGAGCGCGUGUCCUUUUUUUUUUUUUUCUGUCCCUUAAUCCAAUUAAAUGUUUAACCUCCCCCAAAGACAAUCACGAUCCCAUUAAACGUCACUCCUACACACCCUCAGAGUGCGUGUUGGCUCUUUUGUUCAGCCUGGUAGUCUACUAGUUGCCACAUUCGAGUUGGGAAAUUCUUUGGAUUUUCAAGAGUGGAAA